GACCCUCGUAGCCUUGUUCGACAAUAUUGUAGCUUCUGGCCCCUUCAACCGAAGCGUUUUCCCGCAUGGGUUUCUCUUUGGUGCAUCCUCCUCCGCUUAUCAGUAUGAAGGUGCUUUUAGGGAAGAUGGCAAGGGACAGAGCAUAUGGGAUAACUUCACUCACGCCCACCCAGAGAAGAUCAAGGAUGGAAGCAAUGGUGAUGUAGCUGAAGACUUUUUUCAUCGUCAUAAGGAAGAUGUUGUCCUCAUGAAACAAAUGGGUUUGGACUCCUUCAGGUUUUCCAUCUCCUGGACUAGAAUCCUUCCUGAUGGCAACGGAGGAAUCAACAUAAAGGGCGUUGAGUUCUACGACAACCUCAUCAAUGAGCUCGUAUCUAAUGGAAUACAACCAUUUGUGACAAUUUUCCAUUGGGACUCUCCUCAAGCUUUGGAAGACCAAUACGGAGGUUUUCUCAGCGAUCGUAUAGUGGUGGAUUUUAGCUACUAUGCGGAAGUACUUUUUAGGGAGUACGGUGACAGGGUUAAGCACUGGAUUACAUUCAACGAGCCGUGGGGCUUUUGCAACAACGGAUACGGGACGGGAACGGAUGCACCGGGCCGAUGCUCCGCAGACUCGGGCAACUGCACUGCCGGGGAUUCGAGAACGGAGCCUUAUACGGUGUGCCAUCACCAGCUACUAGCCCACGCAGCCGCUGUUCGGGUGUACAAAGAGAAAUAUCAGCCAAAACAGAAGGGUGAAAUAGGUAUAACAUUGGUGUCGCCGUGGUUCGUUCCCUUAUCCUCUACAGGACCCAAUAUUAACGCAACGCACAGGAUCUUGGAUUUCUUUUAUGGAUGGUUCAUGGAUCCGUUAACUCGAGGAGACUAUCCGCAAAGUAUGAGAGCUGCGCUCGGUAAUCGUCUGCCGAAUUUUACAAAUGACCAGUCGGAAAUGGUGAAAGGAGCUUACGACUUCAUUGGCAUCAAUUACUAUGACUCAUUCUAUGCAUUCGAACUUCCCUCAUCCGCCGAUAUUAAUCCAAUCUAUCUUAAUGAUUCUCGUGCUGGACUAACAGGUGUGCGAAACGGAAGGCCAAUAGGUCCUCAGGCUGAUUCAGCUCAAUUCUACAUUUACCCGCUCGGUCUUCAAAAGCUAUUGAAGUAUACAAGGGUCAAAUAUAACAAUCCGCCCAUCUACAUAACAGAGAACGGUGUGCCCGAGGAGAAUAACAGUAGUAAAUCGAUCGAGGAGGCCUUGAAGGAUGAUUUCAGAAUAGCAUACCACCAAGAACAUCUCAAGAAACUGCAUAGCGCCAUCAAGGAUGGAGUGGACGUGAGAGGGUAUUUUGUGUGGACGUUUCUCGACGACUUCGAAUGGAGCGGAGGUUUCACGGUUCGCUAUGGCCUAAACUACGUAGACUUCAAAAAUGGGACGUUGAAGAGAUACCCAAAGAACUCUGCUCGCUGGUUCCGUGAUUUUCUUGGGAAAUAAUUAAGAUGGAUGCGUCAGUGUAAUGCGUAUUUAUCCUUGAAUAAUUAUCCUAUCCUAAUUUAAGUAAUAGCAUGUGGGAUCUAUAACGGUAAAGAAGUGCGUGAGCCUCCAACAAGCUAGUUAGGUUUGUACUGAUUAAUUAUGGUGAUGAU
This is a messenger RNA of Ananas comosus (pineapple), 1623 nucleotides long. RefSeq names its product beta-glucosidase 12-like. Gene Ontology annotation, biological process: carbohydrate metabolic process. Gene Ontology annotation, molecular function: beta-glucosidase activity. NCBI's taxonomy places the organism in Eukaryota, Viridiplantae, Streptophyta, Magnoliopsida, Poales, Bromeliaceae. The record is from RefSeq and is a predicted model, not a curated record. The transcript has 13 exons. The coding region runs from base 248 to 1471 and encodes 407 amino acids.